AUGUCGGGAAUCAAGCUUCACGAACGAACAGACGUUAUCAAAGGUCCCGACAUCGUGGAAGCAUCCGAGUCGAAAAUAGAGGAUCUCGACCGCAUCCUACUAGACGGCAACGACAACACGAAAAAGGCUUAUAUCGGGCACAACCUCUCGGAACCAGAUAUGCCAGGUAUCCGGAAGGACAUCGCCACGCACAAACUGAAUGUUGACCCCCUCUACCCGCUAGUGCAGCAAAUAAGGAGGAAGUUCAACGCUGCAAUCAACGAUGUCGUCAGCAAAGAAGUCGACAAGUUGCUCGCAAACGGCUCCAUCCGAGAGUCAAAAUAUCCCCAGUGGGUCGCCAAUGUGGUCAUGGUAAAGAAGAAAAACGGAAAGUGGCGGAUGUGUGUAGAUUUAAUAGAUCUAAACAAGGCCUGCCCAAAAGACUCCUUUCCAUUGCCAAACAUCGACCAACUCAUCGACGCAAUAGCAGGACACGAGUUGCAAAGCUUCUUGGAUGCCUACUCGAGUUACAACCAGAUCCUCAUGGAGGAAGAAUACCAGGAGAAAACUACUUUCAUCACUCACCAAGGAACAUACUGCUAUAAGGUACAAAAACUGACAGGUCGGAUAGCUGCCCUGUCAAGAUUCAUCUCAAGAUCGUCAGAUAGGUGUCAUAAGUUUUUCAGUGUGCUGAAGAAAGACAACGGGCUCCAGUGGAAUUCGGAGUGUGUCGAUGCCCUGAGAAAACUGAAAACCUAUUUGUCCUCACCACCGCAACUUGCCAAGGCAGAACCGGGUGAAUGCCUCCUUGUCUAUCUAGCCGUCUCCGAAGUCGCGGUAAGCGCAGUUUUGGUCUGUGAGAGCAAAGGUACGCAAUCUCCGAUUUACUAUAUCAACAAAACUUUAGUUGACGCUGAAAUGAGUGCGGAAAUACUGUCGGAGGUCAAACAAGAAGCGCUUCGCGCUUCUCCUGGGCGACACGACCUUUGGGUCCUCUACACCGACGGCGCAUCCAAUGCGUCGGGAUCUGGGCUGGGACUCGUACUCAAAGUCCCAAUGGGCGAAGUGAUUCACCACUCCAUACGGUGCCCUGAAAUGACUAACAAUGAGGCCGAGUAUGAGGCCGUAAUUGCAGGACUGAAAUUGGCCCUCAAAUAUGGUGCACGACGAGUCGUCCUCCACUGUGACUCUCAAAUUCUCGUAAACCAAGUUACUGGGACUUUCCAGAUCAAGGAGCAGAGGCUACAGAAAUACCAGACCGAAAUCCACAAGAUGCUACCAAAAUUCGAUGAUUGCCGAUUCGACCAAAUACCACGAGCGCAAAAUAUCAAAGCAGACGAUCUCGCCAAGCUGGCAGCAGCAACUAAAAACAUCACCAAGGAGAAUGUGGUCACCCCCCUCCACUCAUCAAUAGACCAAGUCGAGGAAGUCAUCGCGUUCAUCUGGAAAAACAUCAUAUACCGAUUCGGCAUCCCCAAAGAAAUCAGUUGCGACAACGGACCUCAGUUCACCGUGAAAAAGACGACUGAAUUCUUUGUAAAAUGGCAUAUCAAGCGGAUACUCUUCAUAACAUAUCACCCCGUCGAAAACGGUCAAGUAGAAUCCUCCAACAAGACAAUAUUAAAUAUAUUAAAGAAAAAGCUCGAGGACGCCAAAGGGCUAUGGCCGGAACUGCUACAAGAAGUGUUAUGGGCCUAUCGCACAACGCCAAAAACUAGCACGGGUGAAACACCGUAUUCACUGGUUUACGGUACCGACGCAGUCAUACCCGUCGAGGUCGGUGAACCUAGCCUGAGGUACUCCAAUGAGAGUGGGCCCGAGGAAUGA
Molecule: messenger RNA, 1806 nt
Organism: Nicotiana attenuata
Lineage: Eukaryota; Viridiplantae; Streptophyta; Magnoliopsida; Solanales; Solanaceae
Exons: 5
Coding region: 1-1806 (601 amino acids)
Biological process (GO): DNA integration
Molecular function (GO): nucleic acid binding; RNA-DNA hybrid ribonuclease activity
Source: RefSeq, a predicted model, not a curated record